GCCUUGCAUCGGGGGAGAUAUUCCCGAUGCAAGAUUAUGAUGGUUGUUCCAACGGGCCUUGCAGUGACUGAAGCCGAUCUCUUUUUGACCUCCGGUUCGAAAGGUCCGAUUCUGACAAACAUUUGAUCUCUAUCUCGCUGGAUUUAUGCAUACUUGCAUAGACCAUGGCGGUUAUCCUAAGCAGACCAAAACCCUAAUAAAAUAGAAAAAGGAUCCCUCUCUCAAAUACGACACAAAUCCAGUGUUUUCGUGGUUCUUGAAAUUUAAUUGCUUGUAAGUAAUCUCUCCGUUUUGAAUCCUUGUUCUGAGCGUCAAUGGGGCCUUUGAAGAGGAAAUCAUUCGACAGUCCCUCAGAAGAGUCUGGCCAACCGCAGAAACAGCAGAGAGAGAACGAUUUGGUUCGUCUAGAUGAGACGGUAGCCUGUGUUCAUGACGUUUCCUACCCCGAAGGUUACGUUCAUUCGUCAAAAUCUUCAACUCGAGAACAUUCGAAGCCUGCGAAGGAAUUUCCUUUCAAGCUUGACCCUUUUCAGUCGGAGGCAAUCAAAUGCCUUGAUAAUGGUGAAUCCGUUAUGGUAUCUGCCCAUACAUCAGCUGGAAAAACGGUAGUAGCUCUGUAUGCUAUUGCAAUGUCCUUACGAGACAACCAGCGGGUCAUCUACACUUCACCAAUCAAAGCAUUGAGCAACCAAAAAUUUAGAGAAUUUAAAGAAGAGUUUUCAGAUGUUGGUUUGAUGACUGGAGACAUAACCAUUGAGCCAAAUGCUUCAUGUUUGGUCAUGACCACGGAAAUUUGGCGUAGUAUGCAAUAUAAAGGAUCAGAGAUUAUGCGGGAGGUGGCCUGGGUUAUUUUUGAUGAGGUACAUUACAUGCGUGACAGGGAAAGAGGUGUAGUUUGGGAAGAGAGUAUUGUCAUGGCUCCAAAGAACUCAUGUUUUGUAUUCCUGUCGGCAACAGUUCCUAAUGCUAAGGAGUUUGCUGAUUGGGUAGCAAAGGUACACCGACAACCAUGCCAUAUUGUUUAUACAGAUUAUCGGCCUACACCACUUCAGCAUUAUAUUUUCCCUUCUGGAGGCGAUGGCCUAUACUUGGUGGUGGAUGAAAAGGGUAAAUUUCGUGAGGACAGUUUCCAGAAAGCCCUAAAUGCUCUUCUUCCUGCUGGAGAAGGAAACAAGAAAAGAGAGAAUGGGAAGUGGCAGAAGGGGUUAAUGGUGGGUAAAGCAGGAGAAGAGAGUGACAUUUUCAAGAUGGUGAAAAUGAUAAUUCAGCGUCAGUAUGAUCCUGUUAUACUUUUCAGCUUUAGCAAAAGGGAUUGUGAGCUUUUGGCAAUGCAGAUGGCAAAAAUGGAUCUUAAUGAGGAUGAUGAAAAAGUUAAUAUAGAAACUAUAUUUUGGAGUGCCAUGGACAUGCUUUCAGAUGAUGAUAAGAAGCUUCCCCAGUGUUUAUUUGCCACAGAGACCUUCAGCAUAGGUUUGAACAUGCCUGCAAAAACUGUUGUGUUUACAAAUGUUCGUAAGUUUGAUGGUGAUAAGUUCAGAUGGAUUUCUAGUGGAGAGUAUAUACAGAUGAGUGGUCGUGCUGGUCGCCGUGGUAUUGAUGAACGAGGGAUAUGCAUCCUCAUGGUUGAUGAGACGCUGGAGCCAUCCACAGCUAAAACGAUGCUGAAGGGAAGUGCUGAUUGUCUGAACAGUGCUUUCCAUCUAAGCUACAACAUGCUUUUGAAUCAAAUUCGAUGUGAAGAUGGUGAUCCAGAGAACCUACUCAGGAAUUCAUUCUAUCAGUUUCAAUCUGACCGUGCAAUUCCCAAUCUUGAGAAAGAAGCAAAGAACCUUGAAGAGGAGAGAGAUUCAAUAAUAAUUGAAGAAGAAGAGAGUUUGAAGAAUUACUAUACUCUCUUACAACAGUACAAAAGUUUGAAGAAGGAUGUUUGUGAUAUUGUGUUCUCCCCAAGGUACUGCUUACCCUUCUUGCAGCCUGGCAGGCUUGUACGUCUCCGAUGCAAUGAAAAUGAUGACAGUACUCCUUCUUUUUCCCUGGAGGAUCAGGCUACAUGGGGGGUAAUAAUCAAUUUUGAAAAGGUGAAAGAUGUUUCUGAAGAUGAUGAAAGUAGAAAACCAGAGGAUGCAAACUACACAGUAAAUGUUCUUACUAGGUGUAUUUUCAACAAGGAUGGGAUUACGAAAAAGUCUCUUAGAGUUAUCCCGUUAAAGAAAUCUGGAGAGCCUGCUGUUGUUUCCAUCCCUAUUACACAGAUUGAUAGUUUGAGUAGUAUUCGCCUUAUCAUAGCAAAGGAUCUUUUGCCAUUGCAAGCUCGAGAGAAUACUAUAAAGAAGAUUUUAGAAGUGCUUUCCCGAUUUUCUAAAGAAGGGAUGCCUCUCCUGGACCCUGAAGAGGACAUGAAGGUUCAAAGUAACUCGUACAAAAAGGCUAUGCGUCGGAUAGAGGCUUUGGAGAGCUUGUUUGUCAAACAUGAAGUUGCUAAGUCUCCACUUAUUGAGGAAAAGCUCAAAGUCUUACAAAAAAAGCAAGAUUUAACAGCCAAGAUAAAGUCAAUAAGGAGAACAAUGCGUUCUUCCACAGCAUUGGCUUUUAAGGAUGAAUUGAAGGCACGGAAGCGGGUUUUACGGAGGCUAGGAUAUGUUGCAAGUGAUGAUGUUGUGGAGUUGAAGGGAAAAGUUGCUUGUGAGAUCACUAGUGCAGAAGAGUUGACACUGACAGAGCUCAUGUUCAAUGGGGUGUUAAAGGACAUUACCAUUGAAGAAAUGGUGUCACUUCUCUCAUGCUUUGUGUGGCAGGAGAAGCUUCAGGAUGCCCACAAGCCCAGAGAAGAGCUUGGCUUGCUCUUUACUCAAUUACAAGAGACCGCAAGGCAGGUUGCAAAAGUUCAGCUUGAGUGUAAGGUCCAAAUUGAUGUGGAGGCUUUUGUAAAUUCUUUCCGACCUGACAUCAUGGAGGCUGUGUAUGCAUGGGCAAAAGGAUCCAAAUUCUAUGAGAUAAUGGAAAUUACACAGGUCUUUGAGGGCAGUCUUAUCAGGGCUAUCAGGAGAUUGGAGGAAGUUCUCCAGCAGCUUAUACUGGCAGCAAAAUCAAUAGGAGAAACCCAGUUAGAAUCAAAAUUUGAGGAAGCUGUUUCCAAGAUCAAGAGAGACAUUGUCUUCGCUGCUUCUCUAUAUUUGUAGGUAAUCCAACCAUAACUGCACAACAUAUGUGCUCAAGGUUAGUCAUAAGCAAAUAGGCUGGGGUUUUCAUAUUUUCAGUAUUUAUCACAUGCUCUAUGCCUUCAAUCCAACUCAUUGGGAUAAUGAUAUAAAAAGGAAUGUACUUCAUGAAAAGCAGUUGAGUCUUGUAUAUUGCUCAUGUUAAGAUUUCUUCAUUCCUACUAAUUCAAUGUCCUUCAUGUUACAAUGGACAUUUAUGAAGAGGAGGUAUUUAUGUAAUUACAGAAAUUUGAUGAGGUGAA
This is a messenger RNA of Nelumbo nucifera (sacred lotus), 3460 nucleotides long. It is a transcript of the gene MTR4, whose product is annotated as RNA helicase, ATP-dependent, SK12/DOB1 protein. Gene Ontology annotation, biological process: RNA catabolic process; maturation of 5.8S rRNA. Gene Ontology annotation, molecular function: ATP binding; RNA helicase activity; RNA binding. NCBI's taxonomy places the organism in Eukaryota, Viridiplantae, Streptophyta, Magnoliopsida, Proteales, Nelumbonaceae. Gene Ontology annotation, cellular component: nucleus. The record is from RefSeq and is a predicted model, not a curated record.